This is a messenger RNA of Fusarium coffeatum, 1665 nucleotides long. RefSeq lists its product as uncharacterized. Lineage: Eukaryota; Fungi; Ascomycota; Sordariomycetes; Hypocreales; Nectriaceae. Gene Ontology annotation, molecular function: sulfuric ester hydrolase activity. The coding region runs from base 1 to 1665 and encodes 554 amino acids. The record is from RefSeq and is a predicted model, not a curated record. The transcript has 2 exons.
AUGGCUCCUGAUCUCAACUCUCUCCCACCUUCCCACGGGGAGACCUCUACCACUCCUGCUCCUCAGCUCACUUCAGAGACGGACAGGCCCAACAUUCUCUUCAUCAUGGCUGAUCAACUGGCUGCUCCUCAACUCAAGAUGUACAACCCCAAGUCCCAGAUUAAGACACCAAACCUCGACCGUCUUGCUUCAACAGCAGUCCAGUUCGACUCGGCCUACUGCCCUUCACCCCUCUGUGCCCCUUCACGUAUGAGUCUGAUCAGUGGCCAGCUGCCCAUGAAGAUCGGUGCUUACGACAAUGCUGCCCAGAUUGGCUCUGAUGUGCCAACCUAUGCCCAUUACCUACGCUCCAAGGGCUACCACACAUCCCUUGCUGGUAAGAUGCACUUCAUUGGCGAUCAACUUCACGGUUACGAGCAACGACUCACUAGCGACAUCUACCCUGGCGACUUUGGCUGGGCUGUGAACUGGGAUGAACCUGACACCCGCCUUGAGUGGUACCACAAUGCCAGCUCUAUUCUUCAGGCUGGCCCCUGUGGACGAAGCAACCAGUUGGAUUACGACGAGGAGGUCAUGUUCAAGAGUACUCAGUACCUUUGGGACCACGUUCGAGAGGGCCCUAACAAGCGACCUUUCGCCUUGACUGUCUCACUCACUCACCCCCACGACCCUUACACCAUUACCAAGAAGUACUGGAACUUGUACGAGGAUGUGGACAUCGACCUGCCCGAGGUCAAGAUGAACAAGGAAGACCUCGACGCUCAUAGCCAACGUCUUCUGAAAGUUUGUGAUCUUUGGGACCAGGACUUUACUGAGGAACAGAUCAAGCGAGCCAAGCGAGCGUACUAUGGCUCAGUCAGCUAUGUUGAUGACUGCAUUGGCCGUCUUCUCGAGACACUGGAGGAUGCUGGCCUGGCCGAGAACACCAUUGUCAUCUUCAGCGGCGAUCAUGGCGACAUGUUAGGCGAGCGAGGACUCUGGUACAAGAUGAGCUACUUCGAGUCAUCUGUCCGUGUCCCUAUGUUGAUCAACUACCCCAAGCGAUUCACUCCUCACCGCGUCACCCAAAACGUCUCGACUCUUGAUCUUCUACCUACCAUUUGUGAUCUGGUUGGCACCAAGCCAUCACCAUACCUCCCGAUGGACGGUAUCAGCAUGCUGCCUCACCUUGAAGGCCGUGAGGGUCACGAUACUGUUAUCGCUGAAUACACUGGUGAGGGUACUGUUCGCCCUAUGAUGAUGAUUCGACGAGGCGACUGGAAGUACAUCACAUGUCCAGCCGAUGAGCCUCAGCUUUACAACCUCGCCCGCGAUCCUAAGGAGCUGGACAAUCUUGCCCGAUUCAGAAAGAUUGCACCUCAGACGCCUGAAGAGGAGGAGGCCAAGGAGACUUUCCAUAAGUUCGAGGCUGAGGCACAUGAGCGAUGGGACUUUGACGCCAUCACCGAGAAAGUCAUCCUUUCUCAGCGUACACGCCGAGUUGUCUGGGAUGCCCUGAAGGAGGGCGAGUUCACAAGCUGGGACCACAACCCCGAUGACGAUGGCAGAAAGAAGUACAUCCGUUCUUAUAUGGAUCUUGACGAUCUUGAGCGCCGAGCUCGCUACCCAGCCGUCGAUGCCCAUGGAUACGAGAGCAAAGCUGUAUCGCACGUCCGCGCUGGCUAG